AUGGGACAAUCAAUUCUAGGUUGGAAACAUUGCAUUCCAGUAACUGUUGUUGAUGGAACAUUCCUAAAAGCUGCAUUUGGGGGUACACUUCUCAUAGCUUCAACACAAGAUGCAAAUAUACACAUCUUCCCAUUGGCUUUUGCUAUAACAGAUUCUAAAAACAAUGAUUCAUGGGAGUGGUUUUUCAGAAAAAUAAAAGAAUGUUAUGGAGAAAGAGAAGAGUUGUGUAUAGUUUCAGAUAGACAUGAAAGCAUAGAGAAUGCUAUCAAAAAUGUCUAUCCAAAUGUAACUCAUGGAGUGUACGCCUACCAUCUUUUCUGCAACAUAAAUACCAAGUUUAGAAUAGAUGUAGAAGCAACCAACAUGACAUUUCAUGCUGCUGCAAAAGCUUAUAACAUGGAAGAUUUUGAGAAGUACAUGAAGGACUUGGACAAUUUACAUGAAGGAAUCCACCCUUUUCUGGCCAAUGAGGUUAAAUAUGAAAAGUGGGCAAGAAUCUACUCCAAAAGUCGUAGAUGUGCAGCUAUGACUUCAAACGUAGUUGAAUCCAUUAAUGCGGCACUAAAAGAAAUGAGAGAGCUUCCAGCAACAACAUUACUUGAGUGCCUUAGAAACCUCAUUAAAAAAUGGAGCUGCAACAACAAAAAAGAAGUAGAAGCAACCUUUACAGACUUGCCAAAGAAACAAGAGGAAUACUUAAGAAAUAACUUUUUCAAGUCAUUAAGAAUAAUGGUAGAAACAGCUAGCAUACUCAUUUAUAGUGUACACAGUGGUUUAACAACAAAUAUUGUAGACAUUGCAAAGAAAUCAUGCACUUGUAACAAGUUUGAUUUGGAUGAAUUACCUUGUGAACAUGCCAUGUCAGUCAUUAAAAAGAUGAACCUUCAAUAUAAAAGAUAUUGCUCAUAUUAUUUCACAAAACAAGCCAUGUUGAACACCUAUAAUGCAUUAAUACAUCCAUUGGGAGAUCCAAAAACAUGGAUAGUUCCACCUAAUGUUGAGGAAAUAGAAGUACUACCUCCAAAGGGAAACAGAAAAAGUGGAAGGCCAAGGAAAAAGAGGCUUGUUUUAGCAAGAGAAGGGUCUUAUCAGCUUAAAUGUCGAAGGUGUUGA
Molecule: messenger RNA, 1113 nt
Organism: Humulus lupulus (European hop)
Lineage: Eukaryota; Viridiplantae; Streptophyta; Magnoliopsida; Rosales; Cannabaceae
Exons: 2
Coding region: 1-1113 (370 amino acids)
Molecular function (GO): zinc ion binding
Source: RefSeq, a predicted model, not a curated record